Patella vulgata (common limpet) is the source of this 1332-nucleotide messenger RNA. Its product is annotated as toll-like receptor 2. Gene Ontology annotation, biological process: immune response; toll-like receptor signaling pathway. The transcript has a single exon. Gene Ontology annotation, cellular component: membrane. Gene Ontology annotation, molecular function: transmembrane signaling receptor activity; protein binding. NCBI's taxonomy places the organism in Eukaryota, Metazoa, Mollusca, Gastropoda, Patellidae. Bases 69 to 1187 code for a protein of 372 amino acids. The record is from RefSeq and is a predicted model, not a curated record.
CUGGACUGGAGAAUCUGGAAGUUUUGGAUGUAAGUGGCAAUGAUUUAAGUAUUAUUAAUGAAACGAUUAUGGAUACAUUCCCUAAUCUGACCCAUCUUUACAUCAGUAACUCUUUUAUAACCAAUGAUUUUAUUAUCCGAAACGGUACCCGAUUUCUUAGACCUUUGGAAAAAUUGGAACUCUUAGACAUAUCUAAUAAUGGCCUUGUGAUUUUACCAAAAGAUAUAUUUAAUUCCCGGGUUACGUUAAAAACCAUUAAUUUAUCGGGUAAUAAGCUGGUGGCCAUUCCAGAUCUGCUUCUCCUGGUAAAGCUCGAAUCCAUGUAUCUUAAUCAGAAUUCCUUAACUACGAUACCCAGGCAAAACAGACAUAUGUUGGAUAAAACAACCGCGGUAAACACCAAACUUCAUUUAUAUAUGAUGGGAAACACAUUUAUUUGUACCUGUGAUUCGAUUUCAUUUUUGCUGUGGUUAGGCGAAACGAAAGUGAAACUAGACGGAAGGAAUUAUUCGUGUUUGGAAUCCACAGGACAGAUGACCUUUACCAACGCUGUUUAUAAAAGAUGGCCGUCAUUUCAUAGGCAGUGCAUUUCACCAUUAUUGCUGAAUUAUACUAUUGGCGGAUUAAGCAUCGCAAUCGUUAGUCUCAUCACAGCUUUUGUUUUCGUCAAAAACAAGAUGAAGCUAAUGUUGAUUCUUCUAAGGAUGGUUGGGCAACAUAUUUAUCCCAGGAAAAGGGGAGACUUUGUGUACGACGCGUUUAUAAUCUACACGGAUUCUAUCUCAUGUUGGGUUUGCAAUCAACUAAGAACUGAACUGGAAACGAAUCGUGGAAUCGAACUGAACCUGCGGGAUAGAGAUCACAUACCCGGUGGUUCUAUGGCUGAUGACCUGCUGGAAGCGAUGAGACACAGUUGGAAGAUCGUUUUGAUUCUAACAGAAGAUUUCUUAAGGAGUAACCUGGCUUAUUUCACCAUGUGCAAUUGCUUAUCAUCGAUUACCCUAACGACACCACAUCGAUUAAUCAUAAUAAUCGAUCAUCAGAUGAAUAUACCCACCAAUAUCGAUUUCUUACUGGAAGCUGUUUCUGAAGAUAACAUUCUCUAUGUUAAUCUGCAGAAUGGAUUAACUGAUGAAUUUUGGGAAAAAUUAGCUAAGAACAUCAAAUCUAAAGAAAACGUGGCUUGAUAGCCGUUAUAAAUGCUUAAUUGUGCGAAAAAUAAAAUUGAUCCCCGAGAGGCCAUGGAAUUCUAAGAACCUUCAGUUCACAAAUAUACGCCGAGCCUUGUGAAACGUGUUGCCAUAACCAUUCAUGGUUCAGUUAGCGCGGACA